This is a messenger RNA of Platichthys flesus (European flounder), 1804 nucleotides long. RefSeq names its product hydroxylysine kinase, tandem duplicate 2 (gene hykk.2). The transcript is spliced from 5 exons. The record is from RefSeq and is a predicted model, not a curated record. NCBI's taxonomy places the organism in Eukaryota, Metazoa, Chordata, Actinopteri, Pleuronectiformes, Pleuronectidae. Gene Ontology annotation, molecular function: amino acid kinase activity. The coding region runs from base 68 to 1138 and encodes 356 amino acids.
CCGGUAGUCCAGCGACGUAACGUUUCUUCUGAGCUGCUCUUCUGAGUGUGUGUGGAGCUGCAGCACAAUGACAGGGCAACAUUCCAAGCCCUGCCUCAGUGAGCCUCAGGCGUCUGAGCUGGUGCAGAGGCUCUUCAGCCUGACGCCAUCAGAGGUCCGCCCUCUGCCCAGCUACGAUGACCAAAACUUCUACGUGGCCACAGCGGAGGGCGACGAGUACGUCUUGAAGGUAAUGAACUCGGAGGACAGCAAGAACCCCAACAUGAUUGAGGUGCAGACGUACGCCAUGUCCUUCCUGCAACAGCACGGGCUUCCUGCCCAAACAGCCCUGCCCACCGCUCCUGGAAAGCUCAUGAGUCUGGAAGAAAUAGACUUUGGCAACGGCUGUCAGAGGUUCAUGGUGCGGCUGUUGACUUAUCUACCUGGCACCACAGUUUCCAAGCUUCAUUUAACUCCACAGCUAUUGUAUGAAAUCGGCAGCACAGCAGCCAGAAUGGACAAAAUCCUGAAAGAGAUGACACACCCUCACCUCAACGUGCUGCAGAGGGAGGGGUUCAAGUGGAGUCUGUCAAAUGUCCCUCUCCUGGAAGGGUACCUCUAUGUGUUGGAUGGAGACCCUCUUCAGGAAGUUGUAAAGUCUCUCAUUCAACAGUACAAGACCUCUGUGGUUGGAAAAUACCCUGAUUUCCGCAAGUGCAUUAACCACGGCGACUUCAAUGACCUCAAUGUGCUCAUGCAGCGUGAUGAGACUGACUGCUACAGGAUCUCUGGUAUCCUUGACUUUGGGGACUUGCACAGCGGCUACUACAUCCAUGAGUUAGCCAUCGCUAUCAUGUACAUGAUGAUAGAGCACCCUAACCCCAUUGAGGUGGGUGGUCCUGUUCUUGCAGGCUGGGAAAGUGUCCUCCCGCUCAAUGAAGCAGAGAAAGAGUGUCUCUAUGUGCUGGUGAUGUGCCGCUUCUGCCAGUCUUUGCUGCUUGCUCGUUACUCCGUGACCUUGCAGCCAGAAAAUGAAGAGUAUUUGAUGAUAACAUCCAGAAAGGGUGUCAGAAUUCUCUGUGAACUCCUGGAGCUCGGAAAGAAGCAGGUCGAGAAGGCCUGGUUCCAAAGUGCUGCUCAGUUUGCUGACAAAAAGUAAGCAAUGUGCGAAGGAAGCCAUUCAAAAAUGUCUAAGCACCAUAAGUUGAUUCCACUGAAGCGUUUGCGCAAGUGAAUGCAUUCUAAAAGCAGAAGUUAAAACAAUAGAUUAGAAUAAGUGAGACAACUUGAAUAUAGAACUGAUUUGUUUUCAACAGAAACCAAACUAGAAUAAUAUUGCACAUUGCACACACAUAUAUAUAUCAGUACCCUAAACGUGCCUGCUUUUUUUUCAUCAAGAUCCAUGAAUUAUUUUCUGACAAAUCAAUCCUUCAAAUGAAGAGUAAAACACAACCUCCUUGUUGGACAUAGACAUACAUGACCUAAACAUAAAUACUGAAGUGAGUCUGAGUUAGAGAUGAGUAGAUUAACAAAAACUGCAAUAGGAAGUAUCGAUACUGUAUGUUAACAAUAGAUUAUAUACUGUAAAAGUAGCCAGCAACCGAACCCAUAGAUUGCGAUUACUAAAGCAUUUAGGGGAAAGUAGUGAAUAGGGAUGUAUAGGAUAUAACUGCAGAAGCAACUCAAACCUAACCAUAGAGACAGUCCCGGUAUCUUAAAGGUACAAUAUGUAGAAUGUAGUGACAUCUAGUGGCGAAGUUGCAUGUUGCAGCUAAAUACCUGACCCUGACCUUACAAACAUGAAAGAGAACCUGUGGAGGACCUG